This is a messenger RNA of Triticum aestivum (bread wheat), 3340 nucleotides long. Its product is annotated as ankyrin-1. The transcript is spliced from 3 exons. Gene Ontology annotation, molecular function: protein binding. Lineage: Eukaryota; Viridiplantae; Streptophyta; Magnoliopsida; Poales; Poaceae. Bases 923 to 3109 code for a protein of 728 amino acids. The record is from RefSeq and is a predicted model, not a curated record. Gene Ontology annotation, cellular component: plasma membrane.
AUAUGCUAGUGCAUACACAAAGCGAAGGAGAGUUCAGUAUGAUUUCGUCACGACAGGAAUAGCGUUGCAUCUUGAGCAUAUUUUGAGCAGCUAAUUAUUCACUCGAGACAACGACUCUCCGCCGGUUGCCGCCGCUGUCUUCGCCUCGCCUCCCGGCUCCCGGCUCCCCCUGCCGCUCCUCACGCCUCACGCCGCACGCGUUUGAUGUGGUCGCAUCUGCGCGGAUCUCGUCACGCUCUGGCGUCGGCUCCUCCGCCGCUCCGCCGGUCGAAAGUCGCCGGCCUCCGGCAUUGUCGCGCCGCACGGCUGCCGCCUGCCGGGAACUCGUACGCUUGGGGGCGAAUUUGAUAAGUCCCUCUCAACUUUUGUUUGCUCUCUACAGAUUCGAAGUCCAUCUAAUCCCAACUUUGUUGAAUUGUUUUGACUCGUUAGCAUCUGAAAUCUCGCUGUCUUCCCUCUUUUUAGUGCGCAUGGUUGCAACGAAAGAUCCACCAUAUAAUCACGAAGAAACGACAAGGCUGAAUACUUCGUUUGGAGCAUAUAGCAUAUUAUAGCAGCAACUGUGUGAUGUGAUGAUACUAAAUUAAUUAGUCCAUCUAGUUGCAGAAUUAACUAAUUGAUUUGGACCAGGCUAAUUAAAGUAGCAUAUUAUAGCAGCAACUGUGUGAUGUGAUGAUACUAAAUUAAUUAGUCCAUCUAGUUGCAGAAUUAACUAAUUGAUUUGAACCAGGCUAAUUAAAGAUAAACAAGCUAGGAAUGGAGAAGAUGACUUUUUGUCAUUGGGGGGAGACGACUCUGUACAUAGCUGUAUAACUACUGAAGAGUAUUCCCAUGUCGACCUGGGCAGGGCAGCCAUCAUCCACCUCGCAUCCAACUUGUGAGCAGUAAGUGGAAGAGAGAGAGCUUGCACGUAGUGGUGCUGAUGGCAUCGUGGAGCAGCGGCGAUGACACGAAAGAAAAUGCCGUGCAAGUGUCGGUGGAUGCCAAACUGACGGUGGCCGCAGGCCGUGGCAACUGUCAGCAGUUGAAGGAUCUGCUGAGCACGGAGGAUUCAAAGACAAUGCUGGUUGUGAUGGCCCCAAGCAUCCAGGCUUCCACAGUGAAGCCUCUCCCAGAGGUCAUGAACCCCCUUCUUCUAUCAUCAGCUUGCUCUGGCGCCUGGCAAGACUUGGAGUUUCUUCUCAACAGGGGACACGGUCAGCCGCAUCCUUCCAUGAAUUCUAGCACAAAAUUUCAUGACCUGCUCACGGCAUACGGCUCCGACAGCUGCGGCAACAAAGGUACGUCGAUGCAGAAAGCUUCUGAUGAUGUUGAAGCACUUCCGAACCUGCCUUCACUUUCUGCUGUGUCACUUCUGGACGGGGUCACCAUUGAAGGGGGCACUGCACUUCAUGUGGUGGCCACAUAUGGUGAGAGUGACGGAUUCUUGAGGAGUGCUGACAUCAUCCAUAGUAAGGCAAGGCAUCUCCUGUUUGCGCGUAACAAGAACGGUGACACGCCCUUGCACUGCGCUGCACGGGCUGGGAUGUCCCGAAUGGUCUGUCAUCUCAUCACUUUGGCGAGAGACGAGAAUACAGGUCUUAACAGAGUGAAGGAACUCCUAGAGAUUGAAAACAGCCAUAAGGAGACAGCAUUGCAUCAAGCAGUCCGUAUCGGAAAUAAUGAUAUAGUCAAGCUGGAGGAAAACUCGGAGCUGGCCAGUUUCCCGAAAGACGGCACUUCACCUCUGUACCUGGCCAUCUUGUUGGAAGAGGACAUCAUUGUUGAGACACUUUAUAAUGCGAGUCACAUGAAACUUUCCUACUCUGGAAAAAAUGGACAGAAUGCAUUGCAUGCGGCGGUUCUCCGAGGCACAGAGCUUACAAAAAAGCUCUUGGAAUGGAACAGUGAUCUCACUACACAAAGGGAUGAAAACGGGAGUACGCCUCUCCAUUUUGCUGCAGCUCUGGCACAGCAAAGUCAGCGAGGAAGUAUAUGUUGGCAAGUAUUGGAAGCGAACUCAGCUGCAUUGUAUCAGUCAGAUUGCAACGGAUUAUUUCCAAUACACGUUGCUGCCUCUGUUGGUGAAAGUGGGACAAUAACUAUGUUUCUUAACAAGUCUCCAAGCAGUGCCGGUUUGCAGGACAGUAUGGGAAGGACAUUCCUUCAUGUAGCUGCUGAGAAAAGGAAAGUUAGAAUAGUCAGUUCUGCUUGCAGAAAUCGACCACUCUUAUGGAUUCUUAAUAUCCAAGACAAUGAUGGGAACACUGCACUACACCUAGCUAUCCAGGCACGGAGUCUUCGAAUGUUUUGUGCUUUGUUAGGGAAUCGACACACACAUUUGAAUUUAUCAAAUAAUAUUGGGCAAACUCCUCUAGAUAUAUCCCCAUAUGGGGUUCCCCCAGGAUUUUUUGAUGAUCAGAUCAGUGAAGCAAAGAUACACUUUGCACUGACAGUUGUUAAUGCUAGGAGUGGUGGCAGUCGUCGUGAUCACUUUGAAGAAAACUACACUCGUCAGUUAAAAUAUGAUGAAACGGAACAAUUAGAAAAGGCAAAAGAACCAACACAAACACUAUGUAUUGGUGUGGCUCUAAUCGCAACUGCGACAUUUAGUGUUACUUUUGCCCUUCCUGGAGGUUACAAAGCUGAUGAACAUGUUAAUGGAGGCACACCAACACUUGCUGGGACGUAUGCAUUUGAUGCAUUCAUAAUAGCCAGCACAUUCUCCUUCGUCUUGUCUGCGAUGGCUAUGGUAGGCCUCAUGUAUUCUGGAUACUCUAUUUUAAACCCACAGACUCGUAGAAUUUACUUAAUGACGGCCUUGUAUUUUGGGUCAACAUCGGGCACAUGCUUCAUAACAACUUUUGCACUAGGUUUGUACAUGGUGCUAGCACGAGUUGCUCACAAGUCUGCAGUUGCUAUCUGCGUCAUUAGCCCCCUUCUUGUUAUAUGCAAACAAAUGGACUUUUGGUUAAAGUGGGCUCUUCUGGCACAACCAUUAUAUACUCGAAUUGGGCUAGCUCGUACACUGGUAAUGGUAACAACGAGAAUCCUUUUCAGCCUGUUGAUGGAAUUUUGGCCCAUAAUAUUCAUUUUUGUUUGGGCCAUAUAUACAAGCAACCAGUUUUAGAAAUGGAGCAUAUACAACUACCAGCACUCAUGACUUGAAGAAGCAUCAAACACAGAACUUCUUCCGUGAGAUGUUUUCAUGGACGUCCUGGAGAUUUGGGAUUCAGGAUUUACUGUAGUCGUCAGUCUAUUUUUCUCUUUGGAAUCUUUUUGUAUGUUUGAAUAACGUUAUGUUGUGAUGUACCGUUUUGUUCAACAAUUUGUGCUCAUAAUCAUGUAAAUGCUGAUUACC